AUGACCGGUUUCCAAAGACAUUUUUUAUUGAGUCUUUUAGCAUUAGGAGCUUUAGCUGACAAAGCUCCUGCUAUUGAUGAUAAUCCAAAAAAUGUUGUUGCUGUUGCCCAUUUUCCGCAAGCCGGUGAAUUCAAAGAGAUAAUUGGUUCCAUGAAAUUCUUCUCAACAAACGGAACUGUAAAAGUCCACUGGGAUGUUACCAAGUUGCCAAAGGAGAAAGGUCCUUUCCUUUAUCACAUUCACGAAUUCCCAGUCAAUGAAAAACAAAGCUGUGAGAUUGCUGGUUACCAUUUCAAUCCAUACAAAGCUCCAGCUGAAUGUGCUGUCUUUAAUGAUGAUAGUUUAUGCCAAGUUGGUGAUUUGAGUGGUAAGCAUGGUCGGAUUGAUACUACCUGUUUUGAAGGCUCCUAUUAUGAUCCUUAUCUUUCCUUGAAACCUGGUGACCCAUCAUAUAUCGUCGGUAAAUCUGUUGUCCUUCAUUUCAGUGAUCAGAAGAAGAUUGCUUGCGCAAAUAUUGUUGUUUCACCAGAGUCUGUUAAGGACGCUGAUUUGGAGUCCAAGAGAAAUGUCUUGCAUAAUAAUGACUUAGUGGAGGCUAAAAUCCCUGGAUGGAAGCCAGCCAAUAAAGAAGAGGCAAAGGUGAUUGAAGAAUCUCACAAAGAAUGGCUCAAGAAGCAUAAGCCUAUGCAGAAAUACAGCGUUGAAGAUGAAGAUGAAUUUAUAAGUGAAAAUUUGGUUCUAGCUGCUGCUGUUGCUGAAACAGUGGAGGAUGAACAAGAUUCUGCUCCUACUGAAUCGAUCGAGGAAGGAGAUUUCGAAUUCAAGGAGCCUACUGAAUCUUUGACAUACACAAACGAACCUUUUGUUUCUGAUGGCCCUGAAGAUCACUUUGAAGAGGAAGAUCACGAUACAGAUUUCGGCUCUCUAACCGAGACCACUGAUUGGGAAAACAAUGCUACUGACAACAUUUUGAGCGGUUUCGGAUUCUUAGUUAGUGGCCUCGCUGGCUUUCUUGGAUUUUUGAUCUAA
This is a messenger RNA of Saccharomycopsis crataegensis, 1029 nucleotides long. RefSeq lists its product as uncharacterized. The transcript has a single exon. Gene Ontology annotation, biological process: superoxide metabolic process. The record is from RefSeq and is a predicted model, not a curated record. Gene Ontology annotation, molecular function: copper ion binding. Gene Ontology annotation, cellular component: extracellular region. Lineage: Eukaryota; Fungi; Ascomycota; Saccharomycetes; Ascoideales; Saccharomycopsidaceae. Bases 1 to 1029 code for a protein of 342 amino acids.